Gigantopelta aegis is the source of this 3247-nucleotide messenger RNA. Its product is annotated as BTB/POZ domain-containing protein 2-like. The transcript is spliced from 2 exons. Gene Ontology annotation, molecular function: protein binding. The record is from RefSeq and is a predicted model, not a curated record. Gene Ontology annotation, cellular component: cytosol. The coding region runs from base 233 to 1582 and encodes 449 amino acids. Gene Ontology annotation, biological process: neurogenesis. NCBI's taxonomy places the organism in Eukaryota, Metazoa, Mollusca, Gastropoda, Neomphalida, Peltospiridae.
AGCUGGCAGAGCAAAAAAUCUGUUACAGAAUAUCUCAGACAUUUUCUUGAAAAUAAAAUGUUCAUUGACGUCACAUUCCGGGUGGAGAAAGAACAGAAGAGCGCCCAGGCUCACAAACUGAUUCUCAGCAUAAAGUCGAUUGUACAUCACCAAGUUUGAUUGUAGCUACAAUCGUUUCAUAAAACCUGGGCCCUGUGACUCUAAUAAACUAAACUGUAUUUUCAGCUACAAAAUGACAACUCGGAAAAGACCUCGAUUGUCUCAGUGGGGAUCUGUGAAGAGCUGGCAGAGAGAAGAAUCCAUCACUCAGUGUCUGAGAUACUCUCUUCAAAAGAAAGUUCUUACUGACGUGACUUUCAAGGUGGGGAGAGAACAGAAGAGCGUCCAGGCUCACAGACUGAUUAUCAGUAUCCGCAGCGGCGUGUUCGAGGCCAUGUUCUACGGACUAUUGGCAGAGCAGGGUGAGAUCGUCAUUCCGGAAGUGGAACACGACAUAUUUGAACAGUUUCUAAGGUAUCUCUACACAGAUGACGUCACAAUGGAUGGUGCCAGUGUAAUGGGUUUGUUGUACGUAUCAAAGAAGUAUGACGUCAAAACCCUGGAACAGAAGUGCCUGGCGUAUUUAUCUUCAUCGAUGACGUCAGACGACGCCUGUGUGAUACUGGAACAGGCCCACGUGUUUGGUGAGCAGGAAUUGAAAGAAAAGGCUCUGACCUUUAUUUUGGAAAAUGGAGAUGCCGUUCUAAAAUCAUCUGGAGUUACCGACCUUUGUCACGAAUGCUUGGUUAAGAUCAUACAAGCGGAAGAACUGGAGACCGAUGAACAAUCUGUCUUUGAAGCUGUUGUGGCGUGGAGUGAGAGCGCGUGCAGGAAACAGAACAAAGGUAUAACUCACGAAAACAGACGACAAGUGAUUGGGGAAGCCAUAAAGCUCGUGCGGUUUCCCACAUUUGAUCAAAAGUAUUUCGUUAAAAAUGUAGUACCAACUAAUUUGCUGAGUGACACAGAAAAACUCAAGAUCUUGGCACACUGCGUAUGUCCAGAUGAAAACGUUUCACCAUUUAACGGCAAAAAGCGCAUAGGUGUUAUUCGUCAAGAGAAAAUUAUAAUACAGCGCUUCACCAUAAAAGAUAAUUAUUGUUGCACAUUUUUUACUGAUAAGGAUUAUGGAAUUAUAUUUUCCAUAAACCAAGGCGCAUCACUACUAGGAUUCCAGUUGUAUGGUCCCUAUAAGAGAACCACUUCAAAUUAUGACGUCAGAGCUUUCAUAACUGACCCGACAACAGAUGACGUAAUCGAAGGUUCAUCAGUGACAAAAUCAGUCUUAGUCGCAGCUGGGACGACAACAUAUGACGUGGAGUUUCCUCGACCCCUAAAACUGAGCAAAGACAAGAGGUACAAUCUGAUAGUUAAUAUCAAAGGACCUAACUCACGCUGUGGAGGGUCGGACAGAUCUGCAGUAAAGAACGGGUCGUUUGUGUGCUCGUUCUUCAAGUGCCAGGAAUCCAAACACGGUAACAAACUUUGUUCAUGGACAGAUGUUGAUGUAGGACAGAUACCUGGUUUGAUGUUCUUAGUAUGACAACCUGUAGUUGAAGAUAAUGUUAUAGUAAAGUAGUGUUAGUAUGGAGUCAUCUUCCUAGUAGUACUUGGUGGGACUUUCUCUAACAGCCCAGCUAGUAGAGCAUUGGAAUCUUAUAAAUCAGUGCUCGAAAUACUGCCGUCCCGACCACUUUUUGUCGGUGAACGUCACCACGGGCUGGGAAAUAUGUUUGCCUUUAUAUUGUAUGAUCAUGUUUGGUCUGGUAGGUUUUCAUUUAGUCCGGCAGAAUUUCUGGUUUCCAGCCAAUUUCAACCCCUGUAUAAAUGGUCCGAAGUUCCACCCCAUUCAGUAUUGAUUGCUUUACAUGUAAAUGUUACAAUUUGUGGCCCAGAGGCCCGGGACAGACAUAGACUUGAGGGUGUAGUAGUGUUGGUAUAAUGUCACCCUCCUGCGCAGUAGCCAGUUAAAUGUAUUUUGUUAGCUCUGUUGGUAAAGCUUAGAUACAGACAUACAUAUGCAUGUACGAGUGCACGCACACGCACACCGAGAUACACACACACACACAGAGACACGCACACAUACGUAUAGUUGGUAUUGCGUAGAUACAUACAUACAUAUGUAUGUAUGGGCACACACACGCACACACGUACAGCGACAGACACGCAUACAUACACUUACAUAUUGAUACAUAUAAAGUUGGUAUAAAGUGCUCCUAAUUGAAUAUAUGCUUACUAUGAUUAUUACAUAUAAAAUUGUUUUGUCAUUUCUAAUAGCAAGCCCUUCAACCCUCAUAGGUUUAACUAAUGCGCGGGAAAAGGUCUCACAUCACUAUAUAUUUGAGCACGAUAUUCACCUCUUUCGGUGUUCACCGAAAUAAUAAUUGCAUCAAAGACACCGGACGUAUAGGUUUUUGUAUUUGUUAAAACCUUUUCAUUAAAUGUAUCAUUUUUUUAUUUAAAAAACCCAGUUUCAUUUAUUUGAUUUCGUGUCAACUAAUUUUCGUGCUUAUAUCCAGUUAAGGUUCAAGCAGGCUGUCCCAGACACGCACCUAGGCUGUCUAUCCAGGAUAGUGGGUUAGUUGUUAGUGGUUAAUUAGUGAAGAGAGGGUGUAGUGGUCUUACACCUUAACCAUUGAGUCGUUAAAACUCGCUCUGGGUGGACGCGGGUAUCGGGCUGCGACCCCAGUACCUACCAGCAUUAUGUCUGAUGGCUUAACCACGACACCAUCGAGGCCGGUGUGCGGCGUGCGUACCCUACACCACAUCGUUACAACUUUUAAAAGAAAACCAAAGAAAACCAAAGAAAAUAAAUAAUAAACAAAAGAACACAACAAAAAAAACCCUGAAUGGAAUUGUGUAAAAAUACUGGGGUUGAAACGAGUAAAGGUAAUGACACUGUAUAUUUGAUGCACUGAUAAUUAUCUUCAUUAAUUAAUGGAUUGGGUGAUGUACUUGAUAAAUUUACAUUGAAGCAUCAAUUAGUCCCUGUAAUUUAGCCAACCGCUAUGAUGUAGGUUGGAGGCCUUGACUAAGGAGAUUUAUAUAUUUUGCAUGUAUUGGUUACUAUAAUUUCUAAAUUUUGGUAUUUAUGUGUGUGGUUUAAAAAGUGUACAUAUUUUGUUUCACGUAUACAUUUUAUCUUGGGCAUUUGCCAUAUUAAUGUAAUGUGUUAAUGAUACAAUCAUUCUGAUACGUUGUAAUUAUG